This is a messenger RNA of Amoebophrya sp. A25, 992 nucleotides long. The record is from the annotation of a GenBank genome assembly. NCBI's taxonomy places the organism in Eukaryota, Dinophyceae, Syndiniales, Amoebophryaceae.
AUGUGGGUUGGAAAAGAGCUUGCGGUGAGGCACUUUCUCAACGGAGUGUUCCUCGCUGCGUUUGUGGCACAAGGGCUUGUCACCCCCACUGCAGUGGAGUGGUUGAAGAACCUCGCAAGUUGCGAGGAGGACGCGUUAGGCACAUGGCAUCGCGGGUUUGGGUUCGAGCAGGAUUUGGCAGAACGCAUGGAAAAGAUGUUUCGCCGUAUUCGGAAAGAAAUGAAAUACGCCUGCCGGCGAAGCAACUACAUCAAGGACAAGCACAAGAAUCACAUUAUCACAGGAGGAGCGCAAGUUAAGAAUCGCAGCUGUCUGAAUCAUUGUUCACUUUCCUUCUAAUAUGAUCAUUAUUUGCAUUUGUCUCUGAUGUUUGUUGCUUAAGCUUAACAAGAAGAUUAAAAACAAUGAAUUGGACUUAAGACAUGAAUGAUCUGAAUGUGUAGAGCUCUAAUCCUCUACAUAGUCAAUCUUCCGGUUCGGAAAUGAAUAAGUGUGCUGGAGGUCGUGUAGUGGUGGAGGAAGAACAUCACGGUGGAUUACAAAAGAUUUGUUUGCAAAACAACGAGAACUGCGUGAAGGUGAAGAACGACGAGAGCAGAAGGAGACGGAAAUAAUCGCGAGAGCUGUGCGGUCAACAUUCGAUGCUGCGUAUUGCGAAAUCGGAUUAAAGCAAGCUGAGUGGGAGUUGGGAAUAUUUUCGCGGAAUUGUCGCCUAAAACCAGAUCAGGAUGAACUAGUCAUGAACAUACCAUAUUGCGCAGUGGAAGACCUACUAGAGCGUGCAUACGGUAUCGCAAGGGCAAGAGGCGACACCGUCUUUCACUUCUUAUUGCUGAGACAUUGUUUUUUUCCAGAUUGGCUCAGACACAGAGCGAAGCUAAUGUUUCCGGUAGAAACAAAAACGGUAGAGGAGUGCCUUGAAACGUGUGCAUUGUGGCGAUUCGAUAUGAGUUUUCUGGAGAAGUGUACACGGGCACUAGCCAGGACGUGGG